UCCGUCGCCUAGUUAUGUGUUGGGAAAAGGACUUUGCGAACUAGCAGAGAUGUCAGUCCAGGUUUUGGCAGCGGAAAUGGCCGAGGUCGAAUUAAAAGACGUCCCCAGCAAAGCAUUAACACCCGAAUCGCCUCUGACAACAAAGGCAGACGACAAAGGGAUAGUUGAAAGCGAACCAAAAGCUGUCGCUACUUCGGCUACUACCCCAACGAUGGAGCCUAUCGUGAAAACCGGGGACCCGAGCCCUGGUUUUCUCACCCCGAACACUAAGAUGCCGCAGGCGUCCGCGAUGAAACGGUCAGAUCCCCAACAAAACGGUGGAGAAGCUUUCGUAAAUCGCGACGGUACGGUGGCAGAGGCCCCAAGAUUGAAAAAGAUCCAGUUUGCGGACCAAAAACAAGAGUUCAACAAACGUCCCACCAAGAUCGGCCGCCGCUCCCUGUCCCGAUCCAUCUCCCAGUCCUCCACAGACAGCUACGGCUCAGCUGCGUCGUACACGGACAGCUCUGACGACGAGACUUCUCCUCGGGACAAGCAGCAGAAGAACUCCAAGGGCAACGGAGACUUCUGCAUCAAGAACAUCAAGCAGGCCGACUUCGGACGCAGGGAGAUCGAGAUCGCUGAGCAAGAGAUGCCAGCCCUCAUGGCCCUGAGGAAGAGAGCCCAGGGAGAGAAGCCGCUGGCUGGGGCCAAAGUAGUGGGCUGCACCCACAUCACAGCUCAGACAGCCGUGUUGAUGGAGACUCUGUCUGCCCUGGGGGCUCAGUGCAGGUGGGCUGCCUGUAACAUCUACUCCACUCAGAAUGAGGUGGCAGCUGCUCUGGCCGAGGGAGGGUUCUCUGUGUUCGCAUGGAAGGGCGAGUCGGAGGAUGACUUCUGGUGGUGCAUCGACCGCUGCGUCAACCUAGAGGGCUGGCAGCCUAACAUGAUCCUGGAUGACGGCGGAGACCUGACCCACUGGAUCUAUAAGAAAUACCCCAACAUGUUCAAGAAGAUCAAGGGAAUCGUGGAGGAGAGCGUCACUGGAGUACACCGGUUGUACCAGCUGUCCAAGGCGGGGAAGCUGUGUGUCCCGGCCAUGAAUGUCAACGACUCUGUGACCAAGCAGAAGUUUGACAACCUCUACUGCUGCAGGGAGUCCAUCCUGGACGGUCUGAAGAGGACCACUGAUGUAAUGUUUGGGGGGAAACAGGUGGUUGUGUGUGGAUAUGGAGAGGUGGGGAAGGGUUGCUGUGCUGCUCUCAAGGCCAUGGGCUCCAUCGUGUACGUCACAGAGAUCGACCCCAUCUGUGCCUUGCAGGCCUGCAUGGAUGGCUUCAGACUGGUGAAGCUGAGUGAGGUGAUCAGACAAGUGGACAUUGUCAUCACUUGCACAGGUAAUAAGAACGUGGUGGUGAGAGAAUACUUGGACCGUAUGAAGAACGGCUGUAUUGUCUGUAACAUGGGACACUCGAACACCGAGAUCGACGUGGCGAGCCUGCGGACCCCGGAGCUGACCUGGGAGAGAGUGAGGUCACAGGUGGACCACGUCAUCUGGCCCGACGGCAAGCGGAUAGUGCUGCUGGCUGAGGGUCGUCUGCUGAACCUAAGCUGCUCUACGGUCCCCACCUUUGUCCUGUCCAUCACCGCCACCACUCAGGCCCUGGCUCUGAUAGAGCUGUACAACGCCCCGGAGGGACGCUACAAACAGGAUGUCUACCUGCUGCCCAAGAAGAUGGAUGAGUAUGUGGCCAGUCUUCACCUGCCUACGUUCGAUGCCCACCUCACUGAGCUGAGUGACGAGCAGGCCAAGUACCUGGGCUUGAACAAGAACGGGCCGUUCAAGCCGAACUACUACAGGUAUUAAACCAACUCUGAAAUGAAGAAAAUACCAAGGCUCCAAAAAUCGUACAGAACCCAGAAGAAAGGAGAGAGGAGGACGGAAUAGUCACACACCUGCUUUUUACAAGAGGGGAGGAGCUAUGUGCUAAUUGCUCCGAGUGGAGGGCGUGGCUUACCUGCGCUUUGGCAGUGUUUUAUUUAUUUCCGCUAGAAUAAUGUAACUCUAACCUUUUUUUUGAGCUGCUCCUGCCAUUUUGCGCUCCUUAGCAAGCGUCUCCUGGAGAUUUCGUCUUCUCUUAGCUACUUGUCUGUCCGUCAGUCAGUCGUACGUAAACUCCGUUGCGAGAUCUUUUUAUUGUUCGUUUAAAACCUAAAAGAUGGAAAAACUAUUAAUGACGAAAAACCAAUGUACAAAAAAAUCUCUGUGUGAAUGAAAGAUGACCUCUGAAGAUUUAGUGAUGGACGUGUGGUUCAUGUCCUGUUGUCCGUAUUUCCUACUCUUGAUUUUUUUUU
This is a messenger RNA of Oncorhynchus gorbuscha (pink salmon), 2334 nucleotides long. Its product is annotated as putative adenosylhomocysteinase 3. Gene Ontology annotation, biological process: L-methionine cycle. Gene Ontology annotation, molecular function: nucleic acid binding. The record is from RefSeq and is a predicted model, not a curated record. The coding region runs from base 50 to 1846 and encodes 598 amino acids. Gene Ontology annotation, cellular component: cytosol. The transcript has 17 exons. Lineage: Eukaryota; Metazoa; Chordata; Actinopteri; Salmoniformes; Salmonidae.